AUGUCUAAGUUAGAGUCAUUGGACUUAUCUGACAACUCAUUGACUGUAGCUUUUAGCAAAAACUGGAUUCCAUCUUUUCAAUUACAUUCCAUAACAUUGAGAUCUUGCAAGCUAGGUCCUGCAUUUCCCAAAUGGUUGCAGACACAAAAUAACAUCAUUGAUCUUGACAUUUCUCAUAAUGGAAUAUCAGAUAUUGUUCCAGAGUGGUUUUGGGCUAAAUUUUCAUUCUUGGAGUUGUCGAACGUGAAUCUUUCAUACAACAAUCUCAAAGGUACAAUUCCAAAUUUUCCUGUAAAGAAUAUUCCUUUUUCUUUAACUCUGACGUCAAAUCAAUUUGAAGGCCCCAUUCCAACAUUUAUGCGGGGUUUUGUAACCCUUGAUCUGUCCAUAAAUAAGUUUUCAGAUUCUCUUGAGUUUUUUUGUGCUAAUGGUACAGUUGAAACAUUAGCCCAAUUAGACCUUUCAAAUAAUCAGCUAUCCGGACAGAUUCCGGACUGUUGGAGCCAUUUCAAGUCAUUAGCUUAUUUAGAUUUGAGUCACAAUAAUUUUUCAGGAAAGGUUCCCACUUCAAUGGGAUCGCUUCUUGAACUUCAAGCAUUGCUAUUGAGAAACAAUAGUUUAAAUGAGGGGAUCCCUUUCUCAUUGAGGCAUUGUACAAAGUUAGUAAUGCUAGAUCUGGCAGAAAAUAGAUUGUCAAGACCUAUCCCUCCUUGGAUUGGGGGCGAAUUUCAAGAGUUGCAAAUUUUAAGCUUGGGAAGGAAUCACCUGUAUGGAAGCUUACCAUUACAACUUUGUUCUCUAAAAAGCAUUCAGCUCUUGGAUCUCUCAUGGAACAAUCUGUCCGGACCAAUUCCCAAAUGCUUCAAAAAUUUUAUUUCAAUGGCUCAAAAGAAUUCCUCAAGAGAUUAUCCUGACCAUGUAUAUGAUUAUAAGCAAGGUCCUGAAUCAGGCACAAUGUCAUAUGAAUUGAAUGAAUUCUUAAUGUGGAAAGGUGCCGAACAACUGUUCAAGAAUAAUCAGUUAUUUCUUUUAAAAAGCAUUGAUCUCUCAAACAAUCAUUUUUCAGAAGAAAUUCCAGCAGAAUUGGAGAAUUUAUUUGGAUUGGUUUCAUUGAAUUUAUCAAGGAACAAUUUGACAGGGAAAAUUCCUUCAAAUAUUGGAAGGCUAACAUCACUUGAAUUUCUUGAUUUGUCAAGAAACCAGAUUUCUGGUUCAAUUCCUUCCAGUCUUGCUCAAAUUGACCGGCUUGCAAUGUUAGAUUUGUCACAUAACCAUCUAUCUGGAGAAAUUCCUAUCGGCACACAAUUACAGAGCUUUGAUGCCUCCAAAUAUGAAGAUAAUCUUGAUCUUUGUGGGAAGCCACUUGACAAAUUGUGUAUGGAAGCAGAGCCACCGAAUGAACCAAAAGUUAAAUCUCAUGAAGAUGAACAUUUGUUGUUUACUCGUGGAUUUUACGUGAGUAUGGCAUUUGGAUUUGUUAUAGGCUUUUGGGGAAUUUUUGGCUCAAUUCUAGUCAAUCGUUCUUGCCGACAUGCUUAUUUCAGGAUAUUGAACAAUUUAGUUGACAGUAUUUAUGUGAUGAUAGCAAUUAAAGUUGCCAAAUACAAGAGGUGGCUCAAACACUAA
Gastrolobium bilobum is the source of this 1626-nucleotide messenger RNA. RefSeq names its product receptor-like protein EIX2. NCBI's taxonomy places the organism in Eukaryota, Viridiplantae, Streptophyta, Magnoliopsida, Fabales, Fabaceae. Bases 1 to 1626 code for a protein of 541 amino acids. The transcript has a single exon. Gene Ontology annotation, molecular function: protein binding. The record is from RefSeq and is a predicted model, not a curated record.